Haemonchus placei is the source of this 936-nucleotide messenger RNA. The record is from the annotation of a GenBank genome assembly. Lineage: Eukaryota; Metazoa; Nematoda; Chromadorea; Rhabditida; Trichostrongylidae.
AGAGCACAAUCCUUUCGCUUUGUAAAAUUUGCCAUCGCCCUGCGUAUCAGUCUUCCUCAACGGUUUGGCAAGGAACCUCAUCCAGUGGCAGAUUUCUUCAUUGGGAUCGUCUUUUGGAUGAAAACAAACAUAUUGAGUGCCAUUGAACGAGGCAGCCAGCGAAAUUCGCGUCGUAACAUUCGCUUUUUUACUGGACGCUACUGCAAAUCAAAAUCCACAGUAUUUUAUCUAAUCAAAAUAAAAUCGAAAAAUUAAGCGAUACUGACUUGGGACGUGAACGCGUCCCUGCAGUUGUGAUCUUGUUUCGUUCGUAUAGAUGCUACCCAGGAUGGUCCCACGAGCUUCAAAAAAUGUGAUAUUCAAGUAGUAAUUGCUUUUCUCGUCCACGUGUAUUGUACCCGAAAAAUCAGCAAGUUCGGAUGAAUGUCGCUGGAUUUUCGGACGAGUUUCUGUUAUCACAUGCAUAGUGACAGACAGCCCCUCGGCAUGUUGUACAACAACGGCUCGGUCUGUAUAUGUGGCGGAAUCGAUCCAUGGGUCCGAAGACAUGGAUCUGCCCAUGUCGAUAUGGAGUGCUUUUCCGUCAUUGUUGUUCAACACAAAGUAAUUAGCAUCGAAUGCUGUGUAGUAGGUCUGUUCAAGGCAAUUGGUGAAGUACACAUUAUGGGCUUGGCGAAUAUUAAUCGAUCCUCGUCUGAUGUCCCAUUCACCGUCAACAAAACGGAACCAUCCGAGCUUUUCCAACGAAGUCUCCCCAAUGUCGUUCAUAAUCACGUAACCGUAAACUUCCGAAUCACCAUUUUCAAUGUAGUACAUGCCGGGUUGCAUUUCUCGAAAAGCCCGAUUAGCGGUGACUUCAAGUCUCAUUUUGUGUCGUCGGUGAUGGCUCCAAGAGGAGUAACCCUGAUUCAGGAAGACCGGUACGAUCUCCUCUAA